AUAAGAGCCCAUUUCAAUCCGCUCAUCGUCAGCGUUUCCCAGUUCGCCAUCCGUUGGUGUGGAUGGCAGCGAUCUCUACCUCCGUCGCCUCAUCUUCCUCUCCCGCCCUCAAGCAGCGCAUGGUAAUCUCUCUCUCUCUCUCUCUAGCCGCCUAUUCUAAGUUGCUUCCCCUAGCGCAGCGAUCGCCCACCUUUCGCUGCUCGACCUCUCGGCGUGAUGGGAAGAGAGCCCCGCCGCUGUUGCAACUGGCCGUCGGUGGCGUCACGGAGAUCCUCAGGCUCCUCUCUCCCAAGAAACAGAGAGAUGAGGCGAAAGCCGCGGCGCAAGCACCUUCUUUGGCUCGUAGCGUAGAUGACGUCGUCCGAAUUCUUCGAGCGGAUUAUGAUCGUGCUUAUUUCCUUACAGGGGAGUUCACCUCCGACAUAUAUGCCGAUGAUUGCUUAUUUGAAGAUCCUACAAUCAAUUUUCGUGGCAGGGACCGGUACUCUCAGAAUCUGGACUUGCUCGUUCCUUUCUUUGAUCGCCCAUCCCUUAAACUUGAGAAUAUCGAGAAGGGUCAGAAUUAUGAAAUGAACUUCAUUCUGGCAACAUGGUGUCUAAGGACCUAUUUAAAGUUACCUUGGAGACCUCUCAUUGGUAUUAGAGGAACAACCACAUAUGAUUUAGGUGAAGAUUUCAAAAUCAUCAGGCAUGCUGAAAGUUGGAGUAUCUCUGCUCUUGAAGCAGUUGGUCAAAUAUUCAAACUGGGCUCAGUAGAGGUUGACGAAACCAAACGAUGCCACCGACACUUAGAUAGGAGCAGAGGCAACCAGAUUCGCAAAUGGAACCAAUAGGAGGCAAGCAAAAUGUUACAAGUACCGACUGCAGGUGCACUCAUUUCACAUUGUCAGAAUACGGUCCCUUCAAAUAAGUGAGACGAGGAGACAAUGAUGUAUAAAAAGACAAUACACGUGAGAAGGGAGCGAAGGAGUCCAUUCUAAUUUUAGAGUUGUAAACUAUUGGUCGCGAAAAGACCCAACCCAACCCACACACACUCUUAGAAGGCAUCAUUUGGUAGGGAGGUUUGGAUUUAGGCUGUGAGUGAGAAGGCAGAGAUAGAAACUAAAUAGUCCGAAGUGUACCUGAUUUAGUCGGAGACGGACAGGUGGUAAAACUGCGUGCCGGAUCGAGUCGGAAGUAUGCCUGCUGGGGCCUGUGGAUCACAUCACGUGCUACCGUGGCCCACUCUCCCAGCCGGUGGGCGCGGGCAUCGCGCAGCAACGAGCGGGCAGUCGAACGUGCGGAGUGAUGGACCGGCCUUGGAAUGCCGCGCCCGCUAGUCUCCGUUGCCGCACCCACGCCUAGCACUCCAUGUGCCCCGUUCUCUCUCUCUAGCAACGCUAAGAAGAAGAGCAGGAGGGAGGAGGAGGAGAUGGAAGGAGCCCUUGUUUUCUUCCUUU
This is a messenger RNA of Musa acuminata subsp. malaccensis (wild Malaysian banana), 1439 nucleotides long. RefSeq lists its product as uncharacterized. The record is from RefSeq and is a predicted model, not a curated record. NCBI's taxonomy places the organism in Eukaryota, Viridiplantae, Streptophyta, Magnoliopsida, Zingiberales, Musaceae.